Molecule: messenger RNA, 2022 nt
Organism: Manihot esculenta (cassava)
Lineage: Eukaryota; Viridiplantae; Streptophyta; Magnoliopsida; Malpighiales; Euphorbiaceae
Exons: 9
Coding region: 195-1850 (551 amino acids)
Cellular component (GO): plasma membrane; plasmodesma
Source: RefSeq, a predicted model, not a curated record
ACUCAAAUGAUGCAAAACCAAAGGAAGGCACAUUCUCAGACGGACAAAGGAGAUAAUCUCUUCAAUGUGUGAAGACAAAAUCAAGUAUUCAAAUACUUCCAAUCCGAUAUUGAUAUCAUCUACAAAUAAAUUUCUGAUCUGUUUAUUAUUAUUACAUGCACUGUUAGGGACGAAACAGAACAAAAGAAAAUACAAUGUUUUGUAUGAAAUCAGUGGGAAUCCUUCUCCUGCCAACUUUCCUUCUCAUUUCUUCAACCUUCUUAUCAGGUGGAGCUUCUCAAAUUCGCCUACAAGGGAUUAUCGAUGAGGGUGAGAUCAACUUGGUUUCAUGGGAAACGAGGAGGUCUGUUCUUACAGAAAACGAAUCUAUGAUAUUAGCUGCAGAGCGAACUCAUAGGAGAGAUCCUCUUAACAAUUUUAAAUACUACAAAGGUGGAUGGAGUAUCAGUGAAAAGCAUUACUUCUAUUCUGUUGCUUAUACUGCUGCUCCUUUAUUUUUAAUUACUGCAAUAUGGUUUCUGGGAUUCGCUGUGACCUUAUUGCUCAUCUGUAUUCGCCAUUGCUGCUGCCAACUGGAGAAUUAUGGCUAUUCUCGAACUGCCUAUGCACUUUCUCUUGUCUUUCUCAUAUUCUUCACUCUUGCUGCAAUUGUUGGAUGCAUUGUCCUCUACACUGGACAGGAGAAGUUUCAUAGUAGUUCAACAAGUACGCUAAAAUAUGUAGUGAAUCAAGCAGACAAUACUGUUGAGAAUCUCACUAUUGUAUCAGAUUAUCUAUCUGCUGCAAAGGGAGUUGGAGUGGAUCAAAUUUUUCUGCCUGCUAGCAUACACAACAGCAUCAAUAAAGUUGACAGCAUGAUAAAUGCUGCAGCUACUACUCUUGGGAAGGAGACUGAUGAAAAUUCAGACAAAAUACAGAAAGUCCUGGAUACUGUACGAGUGAUUCUGAUCAUAGUUGCUGCUGUAAUGCUCCUCCUGGCUUUUCUUGGUUUCUUGCUAUCAAUUCUUGGCUUGCAAUCUUGUGUCUACCUACUAGCUAUGACUGGAUGGAUCCUUGCAACAAUUGCAUUGAUUUUAUGCUGCUUAUUUCUCAUUCUCCAUAAUGUAGUUGGAGAUACAUGUGUUGCUAUGGACGAAUGGGUCCAAAACCCCACAGCACAUACAGCUUUAGACGACAUUCUCCCUUGUGUAGACAAAGCAACUGCCCAACAAAUCUUGUCAGAAAGCAAACAAGUCACCUUCCAGCUAGUUGAAGUUGUUAACACAUUUAUCACCAAUAUCUCCAACACCGACCCACCAAAAAAUCUGCCUCCCAACUUACCACCAGAUACUAAACGUUUAUACUACAAUCAAUCUGGUCCUGCUGUGCCUGUCCUCUGUAAUCCCUACAAUUCUGAUAUUACAGAUCGAAAAUGUGCUGCUGAUGAAGUGUCCUUCACCAAUGCAUCUCAGGAAUGGAGCAAGUACAUCUGCCAAGUCUCAGGAAAUGAUAUUUGCAUAACGACAGGCCGUUUGACACCUGAAUUUUACAAGCAGAUGAUAUUUGCAGUAAAUGUGAGCUAUGCUCUGAAUAUCUACGGGCCCUUCCUUUUUGAUCUAGUAGAUUGCAGUUUUGUUCGCCAAACCUUCAGUGGCAUCGUUGAGAACCAUUGUCCAGGCUUGAAUCGUUACAGUGAUUGGAUCUUUAUUGGGUUUGUAAUGGUUUCAGUAGCAGUAAUGGUCUCUUUGAUCUUCUGGUUAUUGUAUGCAAGAGAGAGGCGUCACCGGCUGUAUACCAAGAAGUUUGUGCAUCUACCUGCACAAGAGUCCAUUGGAGAAGAAAGUGGUGGUCCAGUGAGUUCUCAGAGUUGAUUCUGCAGAUGAUAAUGAUCUAAAAGGCCAAAUUUCAAAUAAGGUCAUUCUUAUUGUAUAGUUCCAGGUAAAUUUAGCUUUUUUUUUCGCUGAUUAUUAGAUGUUGAUGUGGGCUUUUAGAGAUUAAACAUGUUUGGUAUAAAUCAAACAAUUCAAUUGAAUUAUUAUGCAA